AUGAGGUUUUUCGUCGCCAGCGCCCUGGCUGUCUUUGCGCCACUCGCCCUCGCCGCGGCUGAUGCUCUCGAGUACAAGAAUACCGCCGCUGGGCAGGUCAUCAAGGAGGGUGUCAAGCUACGAAUCCUACCCAUCGGCGACUCUAUUACAGUGGGAUAUCAGAGUUCCGACAAGAACGGGUAUAGGCAAAGACUACAAGAGAACCUGUCCAAAAAUGAGGUCGUCUUUGCGGGGACCGAACACUCCGGUUCCAUGAACGACCCUUAUCAUGCGGCUUGGAGUGGACGAACAAUCAAAUACAUCAGCGACAGCGUCCCUCAAUCCCUGAAGCAACGUCCAAACGUCGUCCUCUUACAUGCCGGCACCAACGACAUGAAUCUGAAUGAACUAAUCUCCUUUGAAGGGAACGACCCCGCCGGCGCAGCUCUACGGCUUGGUGCGCUUAUUGACAAGAUCAUCGCCGCCUGUCCAGACGCCGCUGUCCUGGUUGCCCAGAUCAUCAACACCUGCGAUCCCGGACAGCAACCGGGGACGGAGGUCUUCCAGAAGCUCAUCCCGGAAGUCGUCCAGAAGCGGAGAGAUGACGGUCACCACGUCUUGGCUGUCGACUUUGCAGCCGCAGGUGACGACAUCUUGUCCAAGGACUGCAUCCAUCCCGACGACGACGGGUACCACAAGAUGGGCGACUACUGGUACGACUUUAUCACGCAAAUACCAAAGGACUGGAUCAACCAGCCUGUUGGUGACGACCCCAAGAGGUCCGCCCUACCGUCGUCCAAGGCUGUCCCUGGGGACGACAGCGGCAGUGGCACUAGCGACAUGUUCAAGGCGAAUUUGGCACUGCUCUUCGUAGCUCAGGCACUUCUAAGUCUAAUUUUUAAUUGGUAA
Molecule: messenger RNA, 888 nt
Organism: Colletotrichum truncatum
Lineage: Eukaryota; Fungi; Ascomycota; Sordariomycetes; Glomerellales; Glomerellaceae
Product: GDSL-like Lipase/Acylhydrolase
Molecular function (GO): phosphatidylcholine lysophospholipase A1 activity
Source: RefSeq, a predicted model, not a curated record